This is a messenger RNA of Lodderomyces oxycetoniae, 3306 nucleotides long. RefSeq lists its product as uncharacterized. NCBI's taxonomy places the organism in Eukaryota, Fungi, Ascomycota, Pichiomycetes, Serinales, Debaryomycetaceae. The transcript has a single exon. The record is from RefSeq and is a predicted model, not a curated record. The coding region runs from base 1 to 3306 and encodes 1101 amino acids.
AUGCAAGCAGUUAGAAAGAGAAUAACUUCAAGUCAAAGUAGCUCUUCAUCAAACGACAAAUUGUCCAGAAUACCUAGUGGUGCUCAGGAUGAUGCAGAUUUGGAAGGGUUGUCUCCAGAGUUGAUACCGAUCAUUACUCUAUUAUCGUCACAGUCACAUAGGCGAUAUCACGAAGGUAUAUUUAUGUUAUACUAUGAUUUGAAUGCAGAUGGGAAACCUGCUGAUCGUGAAUGGAAAGAAGUUUAUGGAAUCUUGACUGGAAAUCAACUUGCAUAUUGGGAUGCGGCAAAUUUGGCUCUGUUCAAAAACAACCAAGAGGCACUAUUGGAAAUUUCUGCAAAACCAAACUAUAUAAAUUUUACAGACUCGGUUUAUAGCGGGAUGAAAAAUUUACCAGCCGCAAAGCAAAAUCUCGAUAAUGUCAUUAUAGUUUCCACAACGUUGAAAAAUAGAUACAUUUUACAGUUCAAGUCAUAUAAGGAUUUAACGCUAUGGUACAGUGCAUUGCGUUUAUCAAACUAUGAAUACAAAUCCUUACAAGAAGCAUAUACCGGAGCUCUUUUAUCGGCAAGGGGAUCGCGUUUAUCUGAUAUAAAAACUAUUUUGGCAGAAAAACGGUUCGAUCAUGAAGAAUGGGUAAGUAUUAGGUAUGGAAGCGGAAUGGCUUGGAAACGAUGCUACGCUGUUGUUGAGCCUUCUACGUCAAAAAAGAGUAUGUUUUUACCAGGCAGAAUUUUGUUUUAUGAGAACGAGCAAAAGAAAAAGAAACAGUUGAUGGCGGUUGUCAGUAACGCAUCGGCCGUGUCGGCUAUAUAUCCACAAUCUCAUCUAUUGAUUGAUCAGUCAACAAUGUUGAAAAUGGACGGAUAUAUCAAUUUUACGUCGCCAUCUUUGUCGAGCAAGAUUAGCAAAAAGAGCGCAAGCGAUUUUAAGCAAGCCUCAAUUUUUAUGAUGCCUGAGCAACACUCUUCUGUCCCAGGAUUUGAUACCUUGAUUCGAUUUUUAAUACCGUUGUUUGAUUCCUUUGGGCUAUAUGGAAGACCAAAGCGUUUAAAAGCAAACAGAAGCGAUGUCGACUCCCUAUUAUUUGGCUUACCAACUUUACCUCGUGUUCACUAUUUGGAACUUCAGGAUGUUGUAGAUUUGAUAAGUCGAGGUGAUUUCUUUAGUUGGGAUCUCAAAGCUUGGAACAGCAAUAUCCAGGGGCUUUUAAAAUCAAAGAUUGACCGGGGCUAUGAAGGCUGUGGAAGCCAAAGAGGAUAUAGCGGUGCGCUCAACUCCUUAAAUAGCCCUGUAUUAUCCGGAUCUCCAAGAAUGGCGAGUGGAGCAAGUCAGUUUCUGGCUCCAAGAAAGACAUCGUCUAGUUUGUCACAAGUUGGUUCACCUUUACAACCCGAAAUCAAAUCCAGCGGUAAUGGAUUUGAUAAAAAUCUACGUGAAUUAUCCAUUAGAGUUACCGGAGAUUCUGGACCAGUGCUAGGUCCAGGACCAGUCUCAGGUUCCAUGACUGGACCGCACACACCAGUAGCGGCUUCUAUGAACCGUAAUUUGGUCCCCGAACAAGCAAAGUCUCAUCAUCAAUCUAUUCAGCUUGCUGACAUUUAUCAAAAAUACUCAGAUUUGAAAACGCCUACAGAUAACUUUUAUGGCAGGACUCAAUUAUUGAAUGGAUCUGAGGAAUAUUUGAACGACGAUGGUUUGUCAGCUAAUGUCGGACAAUUAGACUUGUCUAAGAAAGUUUAUCCUACCAAUGACGAAGGAUUGUUUGGCGAUGAUGACAAUGACAAUGACGAUGAGGACAAAGACAAAGACAAAGUUGAAGAUGAAGAUGAUGAAGAAAGUAGCAAGAUCGCUUUGAAUACAGGUAACAUGAACAAUAUCGGUACGCACUCUCCUGUUCCUGUCAACACACUUGGAACUUUGAAAGUACCGUCGUUUCAAGAUCAAAAUGGUAGUUAUUCGUCUGUGGUCUCACCGAUGGCUCAAUUUGAUAACCUCAGAGACCAGUACAAAGAAGUUGAGAAGGAGAACAAAUUAUUCUAUGGCUUUAGGGUUGAAUCACCAACUUUCCAAGUUCCGUCUAAUGAAAAUCAAAGCAACCUCAAUGGUGGUGGUUUUGGUGGCAAAUUGGGUGAGGUAUCUCAAGGUACUGCAUCUACUCAAGAUUCAAACGGUGUCCCCUCUAUUCACUCUGAAUUGGGACACAUGAGCAGUGGCUCUUCUCUUGGGUCACUUGAGAAAAGUCAAGAUGAACUUGUACAGUCACACGCACCAGCUCCCUACCCCAUUAAUAAACCUAGAUUUAUAUCAUCACCGAAUUCAUCACAGAAUCAAAUAAGUCGAACCUCCGAUGAUACAGCGAAGGGCACAUUGUCCUCUUCUAAAACACAUUUUCAAUAUCCAGUUUCGCCAAUUCAAAAAGAGCAGUUCGCUCAAGGAAUGACCCCACAGAGUGAAGACACCAUCACUAUUCACAGGUCAAAUGCAAGUCCAAAUGUAAGUCUCUCUCAGCAACCACCACAACAAUCCCUGCUGGAGAAUGUUUAUCUUCAACCGCAGAUGCACCGAAAAUUGCCAUUCAUGUCACCUCAACCUGUGCCAUCCCAGUCUACUUUCCAGACAAGACCUGGUAAUUUUUCAAGGCUGAUGGAUUCGUUACCCCCAGCGAAACUGUCUCAACUAUCGGACCCUACUUUCUAUAACAAUCAUACCCAUCCUCAACAACAACAACAACAACAAAAACAACAACAACAACAACAACAACAACAACAACAACAACAACAACAACAACAACAACGCCACCAACACCAACACCACCACCACCAACACCAACACCAACACCAACACCAUCAUCAACAACAACAACAACAACAACAACAACAACAACAAAUUAGAAAUGUAAACACUCAGUACCAACAAAAAUCACAGAAUAUGCCUUCGGCAUCAAUACCCAAUCCUGUUUACAACACCUAUUCAAACCAGGGCCAGUACAGGAAACUAGACCAGUCUGUUGACCCGCAAGUGGCUACUUCUAUACAGCAGCGAUCUCAAAAUCAAAAUAUUCGAAGUCAAGGAUCUCGUGCAAAUCAAAGUGCUCAAAAUCUCAAUUUCCGCGGUUACGACAAUCAGCAGUACCAAUACUCUUACAACGCUCUGUUGAAUCAACCUCUGGCCAUCAAUAAAAUGUCACAACAACAACAGCAACAACAGCAACAACCACAGCAACAAUAUGGAUAUCCGCAAGCGAAACACCCAUACUCACAAGCAUAUAAUCCUUACGACAAUAACGCCGCAAGGAAAUAUUAG